ACUUAAAAAUGCCACAAGAAAUCAGCUUUACACUCAAAGUCUUUAAAGUGAAAGACCAGCCAAUGGGCACUAUCAGGGUGCAAAGAGAUGUUUGUUUGGUGAUUACUUAACCAAAUCCUGUAUUGCAGGAAGGGGAAAGACUGGAGGAGUGCUAAAAACUAAGCAGGAUGGUGGAGGUAUAAUGUAGCUGGAGUUGGGCUGGCAGAAAGCAACUGGGUCGUGGAAGCCAUGCUAGAACAGGAGAAAGGGACUGUUUUUUCAGGUGAAAGACUGAGCCCUGUCACGAGGGCUUGCUGUGAUGGGCAGGGGCAGGAACACAUGUACCAUGGAAUUAGUUCUUUAUGUGGAAGUAAGGGCAGCACGAAUACGGAGUGGAAAACAGCUGCAAGCACACAGACCCCCGGAGAAGGCAUAGGAACCGCGUCCCCUCAAGCACCAGCUGGAGCAGAGGGCAAGGCGACGAGGGCCAGUAGGCAACGCCGGCCCUGAGGAGCGCGGCUGAGACGGCUUCCCUUCCCCACCUCGCGAGGGCAGUCGGGCCGCCCUCGGCCUGCCUCCUCCCGCCGACGGAGUCCCCUCCUCCUCGCCGCCGCCUCCCCAGCCACCGCCGGGGGCGGGCGGGCACGGGCGGCCGAGCUGCUCGGGCCCUGCCGGCGCUGCCCAUGGGGGAGUGCGGGGUGCCCGCCCAGGUCCAGCUCUUCCUCCGCGCCUGCGAGCAGGGCGACUGCGAGACCGCUCGGCGUCUGCUGGGGCUGCCCGGCGGCACCGCCGGGUCGGCGGCCGCCUCCGCCUGCGGCACCGAGGAGGCGGCGGAGCCCCACGGAGAGGCGGCCGCCGCCGCCCCGGCCCCCGCCGUCGCCGUGGACUGCACCGACGAGGCCGGCAACACGGGGCUGCAGUUCGCCGCGGCUGGCGGCCACGAGCAGCUGGUGCGGUUCCUGCUGCGGAAGGGGGCCUCGGUGCAGAGCACGAACCACUACGGCUGGAGCCCGCUGAUGCAGGCUGCCAGGUUUGGUCACCUAAGCGUGGCUCACAUCUUGCUGGAAAAUGGUGCUGAUCUCAACGCACAGAACAAGUUAGGAGCCAGUGUCCUCACAAUGGCCUGUAGAGGCGGCCACGUCAGCAUGGUAAAAUUGUUGCUGGAAUCUGGAGCUUAUGUAGACAAUUAUGAUCAUUUUAGCACAAAUGUGCUUAACAGCAGCAGAGAUGACCUUCCUGACAUCACUCCACUGAUGGCAGCUGCACAACAUGGACACGAGGCAGUGGUACAUCUGUUACUAGACUGGGGAGCUGAUUGCAAUUACACUGUGAAGACUAUGGGCUGGAGUCCUUUAAUGCUGGCAGCUGUUAGUGGUAAGGUGAGCUUAGCACAGCAGCUCAUGGAGAAAGGUGCCAAUCCUGAUCACCUCAAUGUACUGCAUAAAACACCUUUUGAAAUCUCUAUGGGCUUCAAGCACAAAGACAUGAAGGACUACCUGGAGUCUCUCACAACAAUUAGACUCCAUACAGAUACAGAGAAGAAGCAACCUGAUGUCUUUCAUGCUUUGAAGUUGGGCAACUUUCAGCUGGUUAAAGAGAUAGUUGAUGAAGACUCAAGUCAGGUCAAUAUUACCAAUGUUGAUGGCGCAUCUCCAUUGAUGAUUGCAGCUGUAACUGGACAGCUGCCCCUUGUCCAGCUCCUUGUUGAGAAAAAUGCUGAUGUUGACAAACAGGAUAAUGUUCAUGGUUGGACAGCACUAAUGCAAGCUACAUACCAUGGAAACAAAGAAGUUGUAAAGUAUUUGUUAAACCAAGGAGCUGAUGUCAAUCUUCGUGCAAAAAACGGAUACACUGCUUUUGACUUGAUAAUGCUACUGAAUGACCCAGACACAGAACUUGUACGGUUACUCGCAUCAGCAUGCAUGCAAGUAGACAAGGACAAGAAUAAACUGAACAACAGAUCAUCUUUGCCUUGUUCCAGAAGUAGGCAGUCCUUAAAUGUCCCAAUGCUGCCAGAUGACAAAGGAGGUCUAAAGUCUUGGUGGAGCAGGAUGUCCAAUCGGUUCCGCAAGCUGAAGCUGACUCAGACAUUGCGCCAUGGAUUUUCUUCCAAUCAGUUUGGGCCUUUUCCUGAUGAGCCUGAAUCUUCAUUAAAUUCCACCAUGAAAGCAGUUCCACAGAGUGAUACAGACCCCUCUGGAACUACUGAUGCUCCUAUGGCCUGGGUCACAAAUAACACAGGUGUAAACACUACAAAAGGAGGGAAGGAUGAUGAAUUAUUGACAACCAUGUUGAGAAGUAGUGCUCCAUUUACCAGGCUGCCUAGCGAUAAACUGAAAGCGGUGAUACCCCCUUUCUUACCACCCUCAAGUUUUGAGCUUUGGAAUUCUGAUCGAACGCGAAUCAACAAAGAUGGCAAAGCUGAACAGAUGAGAACUGCCUGGCCACAGAGGGCAAUCAAGCACGAUUUUAACAGCAGUGGGAACUCAGAUGUAACAUCUGUUAGCAAAGGUACAAGACCAGUCAAAUUACCAGCAUUUGCAAGAAGACCUGCAUCUCCUUCAAAUUCUACCAACUUCAACCAUUCUCCUCAUUCUUCUGGUGGAUCCAAUAAUAUUGCAGGAAUUAAUAGGCACGGAGGAGAACUGCAUAACAGAUCAGGUGGCAGUGCAGACAAUGUUUUGUCGCAGAUUGCAGCCCAAAGAAGAAAAGCAGCAGGCUUACCUGAACAGAAGCCCAGCCAACAGAAUAGUCCAGUCCAGGCAACUCCUUCAUCCACCCUGUCUGAUACACAGUGCGUUCAAACAGUUGGCAGUGGGCACAUAGUAAAGCAAAAAACAGAGAUGAACAAAAGACCUCCAUCUGGGACUUCAUCUACAUCUAAAAGCACAUCACCAACUCUCACACCUUCCCCAUCACCCUCCCCGUCUCCUAAGGUUCACAACGUGGAGUCCUCUCUCUCUUCUUCUCACAGACAGGCCAAGAGCAAUGGUUCCAGCAGUGGUACUAUUACGGAAGAUGGUAACCACUUGGUGGACCAUCAACAGCUUGUCUCUAUUCUGAGAACCAGUGAUGUAGAGAAUCAUGAAAGAAGAAACCAUAUGAGAGUAAAAGGAGGCGGUGAAAACUUGGAGAAAGAUGAGCUGACUGGCAUCCUUAAAAAAUUGUCCCUUGAGAAAUAUCAGCCUAUUUUUGAGGAACAAGAGGUGGAUAUGGAAGCCUUCCUUACUCUUACUGAUGGUGAUCUGAAGGAGCUGGGUAUUAAAACUGAUGGUUCAAGGCAGCAAAUUCUGGCAGCUAUUUCUGAACUGAAUGCAGGAAAGGGACGAGAGAGACAGAUUUUACAAGAAACAAUACACAACUUCCACUCUUCCUUUGAGAGUAGUGUUAGUAACACACGACCUCCUGGUCAUUCCCAGAGAGAAACUACAUACUAGGAAGAUGUUGCUUUUUUAUAACCCAGUGAAUGUUUCAAAAAGAACAAAUAAAACCACAGAACUAGCUUGCUGCUUCAUCAUUCAAAUUUAGAGCAGAUGAGCAGCCUGUGGAGGCUUGAGGAAAGAUGACUGCUCUGCAAUACAAAAGAUUCUGCUUCACUGAGAUAGCAAGCAGCAGUACAAAGUCUGAAUCUCCUAGGAAACUCUGGAUUGAAGAAAUGGUACUGUCCCAGGAACUGUUAGCAUUGCUGUGUUGAGGUAAUAUUUUUGCUUACAUGAUUCUAGUAAAGGAGCAAGUCAGAACUUGAAUACCCAGUUGCCAGGACUAAUGUGUAGGGGAUUUUUUUGGUUAAGAUCUGCUCAUUCAUCAAAGGGUCUAACAUAGCUGACACUGAUCUGCAGGAUCAUAGAGAUAAAUGACAUGAAAGGAGGGAGAGCUGAAUCUCAGUACAAACACAGCAAAUCAGAAAUAAAAAAGAUGAAAAAAGCUCAUAUGGAUUAAAUGAUAUCGUAUGAAAAAAAGAAAAAGCAAAAUAACUGAAAAUAAAAUUAUUUAUUCCUGAAAGUAGAAAUUGAUUCCAUCUGCUAAAUACAAAAUUAAUAUAAGGAUGUGUAAAAUUUCGGCCGUGUGAUGAUAAAUGGAAGUAUUUAUCAGAGUUCCCUUCUCCAAGUCUGAAAUUUGUAAUAGAAUUGGCCACUGCAAAAAUGACAUGAAAAAGCAGGAGAGCAUCCAAAGACUGAAGGACACAGUCUUUAUUUUUCCCUAGGGCAUUUUUUAUCCUAGAUGUGGAAAUAUAAAUAAAGGUUUAUUUGAGGUAAUGCUAACUGUCAAAUAGCUUAGUUUGUCUUCUAAUACCAAAUUUAUUGAAAUACAUGAAAGAAAAAAAUGAUCCUCAUUAUCUGUUGUAGACAUCAAGCUGCCCUUCCCCACCUACACGUAGCACUUUUGUUGUAGCAGCUGAGAAGAGAAUACCUUGUCAUCAAGCAGUUAUACUGAACAAAAGAAUUCAUUGAAUAUUCUACAGAUACACAUUAAAUGAAGAAUAACCGCUUAUGAAAUAUGAUCCCAUUCAAACUGUGAUAAAUACUGUUUUAUUUCAGCAAUUCUGAUCUUCCAGUUUCUCCUUAUGUAAUGCUGUGUGUUGUAUAUUGAUACAUAUUCACACAUACAUAUCUACAGGUACUCAUAUAGGCAUUUAAAAAUCUGAUGUAAUAAAGUGGAAGAGAGCAGGGAGCAGUUUGUGUAUAUGCUUUCCACUUUUGGAUUCAGAGUCAAAAGAAUCAAAUGGAAAUUAUCCAAAGGAGGGAGUUAGAGACGUUGCAGAGUAAGAUAUAAAAGUAAGAGCAAAACUGUAUAGAAUUGUAAACGGAAAGGUGCACAUUAAGAAAAGAGAAAUACUGGAAAGGUUUAUGGCAGCAGAUGACUUUUCAUACGUUCUCUGUAUAGGAGUGGGCUUAAGAUGAGUAAAAUGAAUUACAGGGUCAAGCUUUUGGGGUCAGGUGUAACAAUGAGACUGGGAAGUGUGAGCCUGUUUGUGGUAACUGCAGAAUUUGUCUAUCUUCUUUAAAGCUUUGUGUCUCACUGGUUGCAAGUUGUCAGAUUUAUCUAUUUAUUCUU
Numida meleagris (helmeted guineafowl) is the source of this 5034-nucleotide messenger RNA. RefSeq names its product ankyrin repeat and sterile alpha motif domain containing 6 (gene ANKS6). The record is from RefSeq and is a predicted model, not a curated record. Gene Ontology annotation, molecular function: protein binding. Gene Ontology annotation, biological process: innate immune response. Gene Ontology annotation, cellular component: cytoplasm. The coding region runs from base 663 to 3416 and encodes 917 amino acids. The transcript is spliced from 17 exons. NCBI's taxonomy places the organism in Eukaryota, Metazoa, Chordata, Aves, Galliformes, Numididae.